ACUAUUUAACAAUGACUUAUUUAUCUAUUUUCAGAUACAUAUAAAUGGCUCGUCAGAUAAGUACCUCAGUUUCAGACCUGAUCCUGGCUUGUUCAGCACUUUAUGUAACUUUGUCAUUGUUCCAAGAUGGCUACGUAUUUGCUGCUUCCGGUUUACUGAUACAAGGGACAGCUGCAGGUGUUGGCGUGGUUAGAUUUGCCAUGAGGCGUCCAGAAUCUAGCCCUGUUUUUAGAGCUCAUAAACUUUUAUCAUGGUUAGCUGCGACAGCUGGAAUGGGACUUAUUGCUUACCAGUUUUGUACAAGUUAUCAAGUUCUUCUGAUGAGCUAUAUCAUUAUAUCAUUUUCUGGACUAGUCACUUUAACUUCACAAUUUAUGGAUGCUAAAAAUAAGCAGCUGUUUGUUCAAGCUAGUAGUGGACUGGCAUUGCUAACUGUUUUAAUUUUAUCAUUGCUAGAAUGGAAUGUGUAUGGAAUAUCAGCUGCAUUGACAUACAUUAUAUCUGGGGCUGUUUUUGGAAGUGAUGGCGUUAUAUUUGGAGUUCAAAGAGUAGAUUUACUGCAUUAUGGACUGGUAGCCGGAAAUAUAUUCUUUUUGUUUUCAUUAAGUUGAAGAAAAAAAUGAAGCCACAAAACACUAAGUGCUUGAUGAUUAUAAUGUUGUAAAUAAAAGUACAUCUACAGCUAGUUUUCACAGUA
Messenger RNA from Ruditapes philippinarum (Manila clam), 697 nucleotides. RefSeq lists its product as uncharacterized. NCBI's taxonomy places the organism in Eukaryota, Metazoa, Mollusca, Bivalvia, Venerida, Veneridae. The coding region runs from base 45 to 611 and encodes 188 amino acids. The record is from RefSeq and is a predicted model, not a curated record. The transcript has a single exon.